GACUACAUUCAUGAUCAAUUUCAUACUCUGUUCCAGAAGCCUGCUUUCAUGGCCGAUUUGGCCAGUGAUAGAGUGCCGACGGUCAUCCUACUUGCCAUCAUCGCACUCUCGGCACGCUUCUCUUCUCAUGAGUAUUUUCAAGGCUCAAGCCCACGUACCCGCGGCGUACAGUAUGCGGGAAGAGCUUCCCAACUACUCGAUCCAAGUGAUGUCAGUUUGACCUGCAUACAAGCAUGCGUCCUGCUGGGAGCUUGUCGUAUCGUCGAGGGAGACUCUGCUGGAGAGGCAGUCUAUUAUGGCAUGGCCUGCAGGAUGGCACAGUUGCUCGACCUGGCACAUUGUAACUGUGACAGUCGACUAGAAAGAGAAAUCAAUGUUCGUGGUAUGUUUACCUCUGUCAUGACAUGUACGCCGGGUAGCACAACAGCAUUGCCUUUCUGGCAUACGCUCGUUAUGAUCGACGAAUGGUCUUCCUCGGGUGUUGGUGUACCACGACAGAUUGCGAACCCCCCAGAUCAUGUCCCACUGCCAACGGAAGAGAUGGCUUUCCUGGGGUUGCGACGACAAGACCCACUCUACGUCCUGAACCCCAUCCAUCAUCCUUUUCAACCCACGUCUUUGCUUGGGCAGAUGAUCGUGCUCAACGGUAUAUUUCGCCAGGUCAACAAGUUGAACAGUCAAGUCGCUCAGAGUCAGGAUACACCUCCAAACAUUACCGCCAUUCAUGAGUUGACAAACAAGCUCGAUAUCUGGGAGGCGUCCCUGCCCGACUAUAUGCGAGACAACAGGUCAAAUCUCGCACACUACGCUGCACAAGGUCUUGGCCGCAUAUUCGUUGCUGUGUAUCUUGGGUACUAUCACUACGGUCAGCUGCUCAUGUACCAAUUCCUCCACCAUGAUGCCAGCGAUGAUCCGACUAUCACCGCCUUCUCUCAAAGAUGCAAAGAUCAUGCUCGAAAGCUGUGUGAUAUGGUCUACGCCGCCUUGGACACCCCGGGUUGUGAUGUCCUAUACAACAUGGUUGGUCACGUUCUUGUCAUCGCCUCUACCGUGCAAAUCCACACCCUGCUGUUCUCGUCCCACAGGUCAGAGAUCGAUGCCGCUCGUAGCCGUCUUGAGCGCAACUAUACCAUACUUCUUCGUCUGCGCGAUCUUUGGCCAUCGCUUGACUUUUGUAUGAUGCGAUUGCAGGUUUUCCACAAAGCUUGCGUGACUUCGAUGGAGACGUCAUUCAGACUUGACGCAUGGAUGCUGAAGUUCCUGUCGGAGUUUGCAAAACCUGUCAAGGACAAACAGAGUCCAGGUGAUGCCGAGGCCAAUGGGUGGGCGAUAGGUGAUAUUGCUGUCACUCCAACAUCAGACUUUGGCCUGGAUUCAUUAACGGCAAUACUUUUGCUAAUCCAGGACUAUGGAUCUGACUUGGCAAGAGUGGCACGGCACGACAGAGACUGGGCACAGCACCCCUCGACUCGCGCUCAGGACGAUGACGUAUCAGACGUCGGCGACAGCCCUUUCUGGGCAACUGAUGAAGACAACGACGAAGGACAACAUGGCGAAGGACGUCAGCAUGAUGGAGACGAUGGGCGCCUAUCCAUAACUCCUGAAGCCGAUUCUCCUCGCCUACCUGCCUCAACACCACUUGAUCAACUCUUCAGCGACGUUGAGGCACAGGAACGUGAGGAGCAGCAUCUGAAGAUGGAAGGCCCUGUGCCCCUUCAUGUUCGCCUCCAUGACACCAGCAACAUGGUGGUCUUUGGCUACAGCGAUCCAGGUGGUCCGAGAACAACAAAAGAACACCAAUCUCAAUCUGCCGAGCAAGAGAUCGACAAUAAUGUCGAAAUCCAGGAUACCGACACCCUUUCCAGAGACUACGCCUUCGAGAUCAACUACAUGGUCUGCCACGAAUGGGCCAUACGUCAUCAAGACGAGCUUUGA
This is a messenger RNA of Aureobasidium vineae, 1935 nucleotides long. The record is from the annotation of a GenBank genome assembly. Lineage: Eukaryota; Fungi; Ascomycota; Dothideomycetes; Dothideales; Saccotheciaceae.